CAAAGACUACCGAGUAGCAGUUCACCUUACGAGAUGUGAUUCAUCUCUUGAGCAUUUUACCUUAAGACGAGUAUUAGCUCCAGGGCCAGGCUUAGUGAAGAUUUGUAAAUCUUUCCCCCAAUCUGGCCAAAACUUUGAAAAUGGAAGUGGAAGGGAUUGGUGAUUUCUUCUAGAAUCUGGAUGGUUGUCAGCAACUUGAAGGUAUCAAAGCUGGGAGUCCCUUGAUUAAACCAUGGCUAUCAAGAUUGAUUUGCCUGGGUUAUGUUCCAUAAUGAUUGUCCUGUGUAUGACAUGUGUGUACAACUUGGAUGCUGGCGUGUUGCAUAGUGUAGAAAAACCUUGCAGCCAUACUGUAGGCCGCCUCCAUGAUGAUGUAUUCUACAAUGUCCGCUUGGAGCCUCACCACGAGAUCAAGAAAAGAAGUGCGGACCAGCCGCUCAGGAUUAAACCUUACUAUGACACCAGUAUUGAAGCUCUGCAUAAUGUACACCAAGACGUUGUCAAAGAAAUCGUUCAAAAAGCUGUUGAGUUUUGGGAGUCUGCCUUGAGGGUUCGACCAUCCAGGGUACCCAUCCGUCUGAGACGUAAAUGUAUGACCAACCAGCUCAAAUAUAAGGACAGGACAGCGUACUGCAUGUACGGUUGCCUCAACAAAACUGUGUGUGGGGACAUCACUAUACCUGAGGAACACCUUGAGGGCUGCAUCUAUUAUGAACCAGCAAACAACAGUUAUGUGCAAGCCCCCACACCACCAUCAUUUGGUGUGAGUGACACAGACUACAUUCUUUAUAUAGCCAGUAUCCCAUCCCGCAAGUGUAUAGAGGGUCAGACCAUUGCAUACGCUGCACAUUGUCAACAAGAGGAAGCUUUUGAUAGACCAGUGGCUGGAUAUUUCAGUAUUUGCCCAAACUCAAUUUCCAAGUCUCGUCAGAGCAAGCUGCAGCUUUUGUCCACCAUGAAACAUGAAAUUUUACAUGCUUUGGGUUUUACUGCUGGGCUGUAUGCUUUCUACCGUGACGCUGAUGGGGAACCUUUGACGAAGCGCAACAUACAGACUGGUCGGCCGUUAGAAUUUAAUGAAGAGUUGAACAUGUUCCAGUCAAGCCCCGCUGUCGUCAAGGAGAUUGUCAGGCCUGAGUGGCUUCUCAUUUCUGGGGUCACGGAGAAGCGGAUCCAGAUGAUGGUCACACCUAAGGUCAAGAAAGAGGUUCAGGACCAUUUCAACUGCCCAACACUGGAGGGGGCAGAGCUGGAGGAUCAGGGCAUUGAUGGCACGGUGCUCACCCACUGGGAGAAGAGGAUAUUUGAGAAUGAAGCAAUGACUGGCACCUACACACAGAAUUCUGUGAUAUCUAGGAUUACAUUGGCCAUGAUGGAGGAUACAGGCUGGUAUAUAGCGGAUUACUCUAAAGCUGGAGACUAUGAAUGGGGCCGAGGUUUGGGAUGUGAAUUUGUUCAAGAAAGUUGUUAUCAGUGGAUCAGCUCAAGGAUGGCAAGGAAAGAGAGUAUUCACCCUUUCUGUGACAAAGUGAAACGUGGGGAACUCUGGACUGACUGCACCUACAACAGGAAGUCUGUGGCCCUGUGUAACCUGGUGGAGUACAGUCAGCCACUGCCAGCAAAGUAUCAGUAUUUUGAUGAGCUGACGGGUGUGGAUAAAAAAGAUAUCAGCAGGUUUGCUGGUUCAGUGGCUCUGGCUGAUUACUGCCCUUACUUGCAGGAAUUCAGCUGGACAGAUGAGCGUAACAUACCUGUCAGGGGCUCUAACUGCCAGGAUUCAGAGAACAGUUUAGAAAUUGCAAGCAAUUAUUUUGGUGAGACGUAUGGGUCGGAGAGUUUGUGUUUUGAACAUUCAGCCAAGUGGUACCUGUGCUAUUUUGCGUCUUUGAGAAUUCCUCAACAUGCAGGCAGUGGUUGCUAUAAGUACUCCUGCCUAGCUGGCGUAGGUAUUGUCAUCAGCCUAGAGAACAAAACCUACCGCUGCUACAGAGAGAAGCAAGUAAUUCCUGUCUCCUUCAGAUCAGCUGACUUCAUACACCAGGGGAGUCUUGUCUGUCCAAACUGUAAUCAGAUCUGCAAGGAGCAAGGGAUCACGUGCCCCCCUGAUGUUGACCCCCCACUGGCUGACCAGCAGCCACAUUUUGGCAGUGUUAUAUGUUCAGCCAGCAGCGUCCAUGUCCAGAGUGUCCCCCUCAUAGUUCUGAUGGUCUUCUCUAUAUCCAGGUAGUUUUAGACAAACCUUGCUGCAACGGUCUGAUCUAGAUUGGUAUGACUUAUUUUAAUGUUAUACACCCCUUGACUUCUCCAAAAAAUAUUAUGAAAA
This is a messenger RNA of Physella acuta, 2323 nucleotides long. RefSeq names its product leishmanolysin-like peptidase. NCBI's taxonomy places the organism in Eukaryota, Metazoa, Mollusca, Gastropoda, Physidae. Gene Ontology annotation, biological process: cell adhesion; proteolysis. The record is from RefSeq and is a predicted model, not a curated record. Gene Ontology annotation, molecular function: metalloendopeptidase activity. Gene Ontology annotation, cellular component: membrane; cytoplasm.